CGCCCCGGCCCGGAAGGAGCGGCAGGAGACCCCCCGCCCGGUCCCUGUGUCGUGGAGGGAGCGCCGAGCGCGGCUGCCCUGGGAGAGCCGUGGCUGUCAGAAUUAAAAGCGGACCUCACCUCUGGAAGCAGGGAAACUUCUAGAUGCAUAUUCUUCACACAGGUGUUCUGACGUGCGAGAGGAUGAUGGUCCCGAAGUAGCGAAAAGUGUGGCUGCGGGCGAACGUCCGCAGUCAAGAGGCGGUUGGGUGUGUGGGGCCUGCCGCGCCGGGGCACUGUAGUGGGGUCGGUUGCGCCGCGGCUGACCUGUAAGUGCCGAUGCGGAAGGGACCAUCCCCGAGUGGAAGUUCAGAACCCGGCGUGCAGGGCAGUGACUGUCGGGACGUGCGCGAUUUGUGUAGGAAAAAGUGUGUGUGCACACAAGGGCAUUCCUGGAUACAGUGUCCCUGGAGGAAUAUGCCAGACGCUGGCGACCGUGGUCGCCGCUGACAAGGGAGCCCGCUUGUACCCCUGUGUUUUAUUACGAAGUCAUUCCUCCGCCCACCUGAAGGCAUGUGGGCGCAUUCCAUGACCGCACAGGACUAUCAGGAUCUUAUAGACCGAGGAUGGCGAAGAAGUGGGAAAUAUGUGUACAAACCUGUUAUGAAUCAAACAUGUUGUCCUCAGUACACAAUAAGGUGCCGACCUUUACAGUUUCAGCUAUCAAAAUCUCAUAAGAAGGUUUUGAAAAAAAUGUUGAAAUUUCUGGCUAAAGGGGAAAUUUCCAAAGGAAAUUAUGAGGAUGAACCCAUGGAGCCUACCAUGGAGGACGCCGUGUCGGGUGACUUUGCAUUAAUAAAUAAGUUGGAUAUACAGUGUGACCUUAAAACACUCAGUGAUGACCUCAAAGAGAGCUUAGAGAGUGAAGAGAAGGGAAGAAGCUCAAAGAAAGAAGACUCUAACGAAUUAAUUCAGUCACAAGGCACAGAGAAGUUGGGCUCUGAUGAACCAUCACAUUCUGUUAAAGUGCACACGGUUCCUAAGCCAGGCAAAGGAGCAGAUCUGAGUAAGCCUCCAUGUCGAAAAGCAAAGGAAAUCCGGAAAGAAAGGAAAAGGUUGAAACUCAUGCGGCAGAACCCAGCUGGAGGACUUGAGGGUCUCCAGGCUCCAGGUGGACCACCAUCUGUGUUCCCACCAAAGGCCAAACACAGCCAGGCCCCGUCACUGGAAGAUUUCAUUGUUGGCUCUUUGCCAGACUGUGGAUCACACAAAUUAGAGGUGAGGGUGGUGAGAUCAUCUCCACCAAGUUCUCAGUUCAAAGCCACAUUUCAGGAGUCUUACCAGGUCUAUAAACGUUACCAGAUGGUUAUUCACAAGGACCCACCUGAUAAACCAACUGUGAGCCAGGUGAGGUUAGUACCUGUCUCCUUUGAGGACCCAGAGUUCAAGUCGUCCUUCAGCCAGUCAUUUUCUUUGUAUGUCAAGUAUCAAAUGGCCAUACACCAGGACCCGCCUGAUGAAUGUGGCAAGACAGAGUUCACAAGAUUUCUUUGCAGCUCACCUUUGGAGGCAGAAAAUCCCCCUAAUGGACCAGACUGUGGCUAUGGCUCCUUUCACCAGCAGUAUUGGCUUGAUGGAAAGAUUAUUGCUGUAGGGGUGAUUGACAUCCUUCCAUACUGUGUGUCAUCUGUGUAUUUGUACUACGAUCCUGAUUAUUCAUUUCUGUCUUUGGGUGUCUACUCUGCACUACGAGAAAUUGCUUUUACUAGGCAACUUCAUGAGAAAACCUCUCAACUCAGCUAUUAUUAUAUGGGUUUCUACAUUCAUUCAUGCCCCAAGAUGAAAUAUAAGGGCCAGUAUAGACCCUCUGAUUUGUUGUGUCCUGAGACAUAUGUUUGGGUACCCAUUGAGCAGUGCCUGCCUUCACUUGAGAACUCAAAGUACUGCCGUUUCAACCAGGACCCAGAAGCAGUGGAUGAAGGUCGCAGUAAGGAACCUGACCGGUUGCAGGUGUUGCAUAAGAAAGCCAUCGUGCCUUACGGUGUUUACAAGACACAGCAGAAGGACCCCAGCGAGGAGGCCACCGUGCUGCAGUACGCGAGCCUGGUGGGGCAGGCGUGUUCCGAGCGGAUGCUGCUAUUCAGAGACUGAAAGGGCGCGAUCCACCUCGCUGCCCAUCCCUCCUGUGCUGUGCUGAUCAGAAGGGCCACAGUACUUCAUUACCCUGGGAAUUCCAUGCCAUCCACAAAUUAGACUGCUUUAUUUUUACUAUUGUAUGGCUUUUCUGAAAUAUUUUGUGGCAAUGUAUUUGUAAAGAUUUUAAAACUAUCUUAUGACCUAGCCUCAUAAUUGGGAUUUAUCAUUUGGAAGCUUGUUUUAUGAAUGAGAUGGUAAACUUCUCUUGUUAAUAUUUUGGGAAGUUAAAUUUGUAAGUGAAUCUUAAGUGAUUUACAUCAAAGUUUUGCUUUUCUGUUCGAGAAAUUAAAACAGACUGUUUUCCUCUGAUCCAUUUAAAACAUUACUUUAUGCUAAAAAACUUUCCCUGUGGGGAAGCAGGUGGGCAGCCUGUUUCAUCACUUAGAAAAUGUCUUCUCAAGAGAACAAAACUGUGCUUUUACUCACUGUUCAAUAUUAAAUUAGUGCUGAAUAUUAUGUAGUUUAAUAGGAGAUUCGAAAAAAGAAAAUACAAACAUUAAAAAAGGAUGUUGUGGUAACAUUGGAGGUCUGUUUAACUGGGAUAGUCCUAUCCAUGGCUGUCAUCUUGGUGUGAUUAUUUUUCCUAGAAAAAUUACUACAAAUGCUCCACUUUACUCUCAAAAGUAUCCCAGUUUGUACAAUAAAAUAUAUGAUUACCCUAGUUA
This is a messenger RNA of Manis pentadactyla (Chinese pangolin), 2839 nucleotides long. It is a transcript of the gene ATE1, whose product is annotated as arginyltransferase 1. Gene Ontology annotation, cellular component: cytoplasm. Lineage: Eukaryota; Metazoa; Chordata; Mammalia; Pholidota; Manidae. Gene Ontology annotation, biological process: protein arginylation. The transcript is spliced from 13 exons. Bases 552 to 2129 code for a protein of 525 amino acids. The record is from RefSeq and is a predicted model, not a curated record. Gene Ontology annotation, molecular function: arginyl-tRNA--protein transferase activity.